GCCGCCGCCGCUCCAGCGAAGGGGGAGAGGCGAGGGCGGCUCGCCUUGCCUUGCCUGCCCUCCCCUCUAACGGAGAAGCCGCCUCUUCGCCUUCCCACCACAGCCCUGCGGCCAGGCUCCGAAAGGCGCCGCCAGCUCCUCGCAGACCCGCCCACCCGAGCGGCUCGUCGGGGGCGAGAAGGGAGGCAGCGCUUGUGCCGGCCGAAGAGAGGCAUGGAGCCUGCGCCGAGGAGGGCCCGCGCGGAGGACGGGGAGCACCAGCCGCAGGAAGAGGAGGAAGAAGUGGACCCCCGAAUCCAGGGGGAGCUUGAAAAGUUGAAUCAGUCCACAGAUGAUAUCAAUCGGAGAGAAACUGAGCUUGAGGAUGCACGCCAGAAAUUUCGUUCUGUCCUGGUUGAAGCAACAAUAAAGCUAGAUGAACUUGCCAAGAAGAUCGGUAAAGCCGUAGAAGACUCUAAACCAUACUGGGAAGCAAGGAGGGUUGCCAGGCAGGCGCAGCUGGAAGCUCAGAAGGCCACACAGGAUUUCCAGAGGGCCACAGAGGUGCUGCGGGCUGCUAAAGAGACCAUUUCCCUCGCAGAGCAGCGGCUACUGGAGGAUGACAAGCGUCAGUUUGAUUCUGCCUGGCAAGAGAUGCUCAACCAUGCUACUCAGAGGGUCAUGGAAGCAGAACAGACGAAAACCAGAAGCGAGUUGGUGCACAAGGAGACGGCAGCCAAAUACAAUGCUGCCAUGAGCAGAAUGAAACAGCUGGAGAAGAAACUGAAAAGAGCUAUAAAUAAAUCCAAGCCUUACUUUGAACUUAAGGCAAAAUACUAUGUACAGCUAGAGCAAUUAAAGAAGACUGUGGAUGAUCUUCAAGCAAAGCUAUCCUUGGCAAAGGGUGAAUACAAAACAGCCUUAAAGAAUCUGGAGAUGAUCUCUGAUGAGAUACACGAGAGGAGACGGGCCUCUUCAAUGGGGCCCAGAGGAUGUGGGGUGGGUGCAGAAGGCAACAACGUGCCCGCGGAAGACCUGUUGGCAUGCAAAUUGGAGUCAGAUAACAUCUCCAUGGCUUCAGAAGUAUUUGAGGAUGAUAACUGCAACAGUUUUGUGUCUGAAGAAGACUCUGAAACACAGUCUGUAUCCAGUUUUAGUUCAGGUCCAACAAGCCCUUUUGAUAUGACAACUCAGUUUCUCCCAGUGGUGCGACCUAGAAGCCUGGAUCUCUCUAGCCCCAUCUCACUGUCUGAGUUUGGGAUAUUUCCUCUACUCGGACCUCGGAGUGAAUGCAGUGGGGCUUCCUCUCCUGAAUGUGAAAUUGAAAGAGGAGACCGGGCGGAAGGGGCAGAAAACAAGAUGCUUGACAAAGUGAACAAGAACAGGAGCAGCAGCACCAGCUCUUAUUCCAGUGGUCCAACGUUGAAUGCACCGCUACAGCUUGCCCUUCAAUAUUUGAAAAUCAAAGAUGGGAUUUGUGCGGACAGAAAAACAGCGCAGAUUGGCUGAGCUCUUGUCCCGUUUGGGGCUCAAGAGAAAUCCUAAAUUAUUUAUACACAAACCUCUUCUGAAUGUCAGAAGAACCUUGUGCCAAUAACUAUUUAAUAUAUGCCAAAUCUUUUAAGCAUUUACUUCUUGAAACUGCACUAAGAAUUACAUCAGUGUUGAGGGCUGAAGCUGAUUUUUUUUAAAAAAAGAAAGUAAUGACGGAAAUCUGUAACGUGUUAUCAGCUGCGUUUGUUCUACUUCACAGCCUUUGUAACAUGUUUCGUAGCAGUUUGGCAGAAGCAAUAACUAGGACUGUCCUUCGUAUGGAGUUCUGUGCUCACCUGGGAUCCAAAGGACAAGCGAAACAUUUGGGAGUUGCUGGUGUCCGUUUUGUUGGCAGGUAUCCAUUUUGUAAACUGGGGCUGCUGUCUAGACACAGUUGAAUUCCAAAGUGCCAGUGGCAUAUCCUUUUAAAACACACUGUAUUUUAAUGUCUGCAUUAUGGUCAAAUAGUAGAACUGUUAUACUGUGGAUUGUAAGAGGAAGCUGUUGCAUGUGGCCAAUCUAGAAAUCUUUCCUCUACUUUCAGAGCUCAUAAAAUGAUGGGCAAAAUCAUACCUUGAAGGUAACCUUAAACGUGAAUGUUAGAUACAUGAUCCUUCUAUCAUUUUAGAUUUGGAUUGGGAGUUAAAAUUCUAAAUCUGGCAAUCAAAAUGAAAUGUACACGUUGGACUGUGUUUAUCAUUGUGACACACUUUUUUUUUCAGCACUUCAUUAUUGUGACUUUGACCCCUCAUUUAGGCAUGGAUAGGAAAAUAUUAUUUUAAAUCUUGGCCUACCAAGUAAAAAAGAAGGGAGAUAUGCAUGAAGGGAUAGCAUCUUUGCAAGUUAGAGCAUUUCUGUAAGUUAUCAUGUAUAGGACUAUUAGAGUAUUUAGAGUAAUGGUAGCAUCUCUUGAGCACAACAGCUGAGUAAGACUGGAAGGAGUUUGGGGCAUGCUUCAGCAGUGGCUGUUAUAGUAGAGAAUUGGGUAGUUUUGCUAAUCAGGGGUAGUUAAAAAGUAGGAUUUUCUUUGAUAGUAAUUUCUUAAAUUUCCAUAUGUCAUCCCCCAGAUCUAACUUAUUUAUUUAAAGGGUUUAGCAUCUCCCCCCCCCGAACUCUGAUUCUCAGCUUACAAUCUUGUUGUAUUUAGUCCCUAUUAUAGCUUGUAUAAGUAGUCUGAGAACAAAUGUAAACUCCUUUACACUACAGUAAACUCUUCCUCCACUCUUGAUUUUGUUUUCAUGUGUAAUACAGCCAUUAAAUGGCUUUUUAAAAAAUGCUUUAGAAACCCCUUUUUAAAACUUGUUACCUGAGUGUUCUAAAAUAUACCCGUCUUCCAUUUGUGCUUUUGGCAUCUACUUCAGUUAAGGAAACAAAUUUUGCAAGUGCCAAAUGGAAUAAUAAAGUGAAAACUAAAGAGA
Molecule: messenger RNA, 2930 nt
Organism: Eublepharis macularius
Lineage: Eukaryota; Metazoa; Chordata; Lepidosauria; Squamata; Eublepharidae
Gene: SH3BP5
Product: SH3 domain binding protein 5
Exons: 9
Coding region: 214-1488 (424 amino acids)
Biological process (GO): intracellular signal transduction; negative regulation of protein tyrosine kinase activity
Cellular component (GO): cytoplasm
Molecular function (GO): protein kinase inhibitor activity
Source: RefSeq, a predicted model, not a curated record